AAAAAAAAAAAAAAAAACUCUAUGCUAAGGUGUACAGCACCUCCAUCACUCUCACUGAGGAUGCUAUCGUCACCUUCACUGCGCUCCAUAACCCCUAACCCUAGAUUGCACCCCACCUCGUCAAUUUCCGAACCGUCUAAUCGCCAUCCUCAACUGUUCUUUAACCCCGUCAGGAUUUCACUCUGUGAUUCUCACGGCGUCCCUCAAAGCAUGACGCUCUCAAGGUGCUUCUCUGGCCAAACCAGUCCCGUCCCCAUUUCGAGUUCACCAGAAUCGAAUAAGUCGGAUUCUCAGAUUCUCGUGGUGGUGUCCUUCUACAAGUUUGCUGAUUUUCCUGACCAUGCUCGUUUGCGGCAACCCUUGAAGCUGCUCUGCGAGGAACUGCGUGUUUCAGGUGGUAUCAUACUUGCACCAGAAGGCAUCAACGGCAGCAUAUGUGGGACCCGAGAAUCAGUGGAGAAAGUUCUUGCGUUCAUUCAAAGUGAUGACCGCCUCAAGGGACUACGAAGAGUGGAAUCACCUGUGAGCCCCGAGGAGGAAGCAAUCCAUCAUGGACACACUAGCAGUUCUCCUCUGGCAGCAGGGGAAGAUGCACCCUUCAGAUGGGAUCAUGUGAGGGUCAAGUUGAAGAAGGAGAUUGUUAGUCUUGGAAUGCCGGCUGUAUCGCCAAUUGAGAAGGUUGGAAAGUAUGUGAGUCCAAGGGAUUGGAAUGCAUUGAUUAGUGAUCCAGAUACAGUAGUUAUUGAUGUGCGCAAUAAUUAUGAAACUAGAAUAGGGAAGUUCAAGGGAGCAGUUGAUCCUCGUACUAGAGCAUUCCGGGAGUUCCCCUCUUGGGUAGAGGAUGAGUUUCAACCUUCUGAACCUGAGAAUGGGCAUUCAGAAGUGGAAGUCUAUGGUGCAAAUGGAAGCACUGAAAACCAGCUAGAGAUCUCAAAACCAAAAACACCUCAGCGAGUUGCCAUGUACUGUACUGGGGGCAUUAGAUGCGAGAAAGCUUCAAGUUUUCUCCUUAGCAAAGGUUUCGAAGAGGUUUAUCAUCUAGAAGGUGGAAUUCUGAAGUAUCUUGAGGAAGUUCCAGGGACAGAGAGCCUGUGGGAGGGAGAGUGCUUUGUCUUUGACAAGAGGGUAUCAGUUGAGCAUGGGUUAGCACAGGGAACUCACAAGUUAUGCUAUGGUUGUAAGCAACCAGUUAGUGAUGCAGAUAUGGAGUCUCCUCAGUGGGAAUAUGGAGUUUCUUGUCCAUACUGUUACUCGUCAAAAUCUGAUGAAGAGAAGGAGAGGGCAAGAGCCCGACAAAGGCAAUUUGAGACAUGGGGGGUAAUCGGCGGCCCAGACAAGGGUCGUAAACCGGAUAGUGUCAAGCAGAGCAGUACUCAACUCUCAAAUUCAAUUUAAAUAGGGAAAUGUUUUGAAAAUAUGAGUUCUAGUUCUAUAUCUUCUUGAGUGUUUUUGACUAGGGAUACAUUUUAUGGAAAUGUUGAAUGAUAACGGUCAGGCCUUGAAAACACUUUGUGUUUUGUUUCGGCUCAGGCUUAGCCUGCAUUUGAAGUGUUGCAAUGCAAUUCUCCACAUUAAGCUC
Molecule: messenger RNA, 1579 nt
Organism: Prunus mume (Japanese apricot)
Lineage: Eukaryota; Viridiplantae; Streptophyta; Magnoliopsida; Rosales; Rosaceae
Product: Rhodanese/Cell cycle control phosphatase superfamily protein
Source: RefSeq, a predicted model, not a curated record